Messenger RNA from Micropterus dolomieu (smallmouth bass), 2444 nucleotides. It is a transcript of the gene fip1l1b, whose product is annotated as FIP1 like 1b (S. cerevisiae). The record is from RefSeq and is a predicted model, not a curated record. Gene Ontology annotation, cellular component: mRNA cleavage and polyadenylation specificity factor complex. Gene Ontology annotation, molecular function: RNA binding. The transcript is spliced from 16 exons. Bases 231 to 1898 code for a protein of 555 amino acids. NCBI's taxonomy places the organism in Eukaryota, Metazoa, Chordata, Actinopteri, Centrarchiformes, Centrarchidae.
GGUUUCUGCUCCAACACUUUGACCUUAGCGGGACACCAACGACCUCUUCCGGGUUCACACUGACUCACAGAGGUUGGAGAUGAAUCUAUGAAGGCAUAAUUUUUGUACAUAACUGCGUUUCCCAGCUGAAGGCAUACAGUGUACGCGUAUUUCUGCAGUUAGAAGCGUUGUUGAACGUCGUCGUCGUGCGACUGCUGUUGGUUUAGCGCUCCGUGUGUUUUAAGCUGAACAUGUCUGCGGAGGAAGCGGACAAAACAACCACCACUGAUGCGAGCGCUGGAGACGAGGAGGAGGAAUGGCUUUAUGGAGAUGAGUCCGAGAGCAAAGAUGAGGACGAGGAAGCCAAACUGAAUGCUGCAGUCAGUGCACCUGCUGAUGCUUCAGCAGAAGAAGCUGCUGCACACGCUACAGGGAAUGGAGUGGCCUCUGAGGCCACGGGUGAAGCUGCAGGUGAGGAUGUUGACAGCGACAGCGACAGUGAUGAUGACGACGACGAUGUCCGCGUCACCAUUGGAGACAUAAAAACUGGAGCACCCCAAUACACAACUUAUGGAGCUCCACCUGUCAAUCUCAACAUAAAGACAACCGGCUCCAGACCUUAUGGACAAGCCUCCAAGCUCAAGGGAGUGGAUCUGGAUGCUCCUGGAAACAUCAACGGGGUACCAGUGCUGGAGGCAGAAUUGGAGUCCUUUGAAGAAAAACCCUGGAGGAAGCCAGGUGCGGAUCUGUCAGACUACUUUAACUAUGGCUUCAAUGAAGACACAUGGAAGGCGUACUGUGAAAAACAGAAGAGGCUGCGCAUGGGCCUGGAGGUCUCUAAUGUCAGCUCGGUCGCAAGCAAGAUUACUGUUCAGCAAGGCCGGACAGGCAAUGAGAAGGACAUGUCCAGUUUGCCUGUUCACACGUCCAAGCCAGACUUCACUUCUCCUGUCAGCAUGUACAAGUCCACCAUCACUCCACACCAGGUCACCAGGAUCUCUCCCCCUCAGUGGCCUGGCCCACCUGUUCAGGACAUGUCCUAUUAUACGAAGACGAGCGGUACUAUAGAUGUGAUUGGAGGACAGUUGGCCACCAUCAGCAGGGUUGAAGGGCGACGCAGACACAAUGUUGAUGGCAACAAUAUCCAGGUGAUCGCUGAACAAUCAGAUGCUGAGCCGACUCCAGCUAAGAUACCCCCCUUCUUCCCUCCUGGACCACUUCCUCCAAAUAUCCCCCCGCCUCCUUUCCUCCCUCCGCCACCCAACGUCAGCGCUGCACCCCCACUCAUCCCCCCACCCCGGUUACCCAUUACUGUCCCUCCUCCUGGUUUUCCUCCUCCACCUAGUGGACCGCCUCCUGCUAUCAUUCCCACUAUGGACAGUGGCCACCCUGGAGGUUAUGAUGGACGAUCUGUCCCUUCCUACCCAUUCCCUCAAGGUGCAUAUCCUCCACCCAUGGCUGGAGGUGUACCUCCUCCUUGGCCCCCCAUGAUGGACAACUCCAAACCCUGGGACUACUAUCCCCGUCGAGAUGAAAAGAGAGACAAGGACAGGGAGAGGCCCCGAGAGAGGACACAUGAGCGGGAGAGAGAGAGGGAGCACAGCCCUUCAGCUAUUAGCUACACCAGCGACGAGGAGCGGUACCGUUACCGUGAGUACCAGGAGCGUGGUUAUGCAGAGCGACAUCGUGACCGGUCGAGCCGGGAGAAAGAGGAAAGACACAGAGAGAGGCGGCAUCGAGAGAAAGAGGAGGGACGCCACAAGUCCUCUCGCAGCAGCAGUAGCAGGAGGAGGCACGACAGCGAGGAGGGCGACAGCCACCGGAGGCACAAACACAAGAAGAGCAAAAGGAGCAAGGAGGGUAAAGAGGUCAGCGAGGAGAUCAGCGCAGACCAAGAGAACCAGGAGGCUAUGGAGUAGUGAUUGCCACCUCCUGGUUUUCCUCUCUUGUCUGUCUCCGGUCUUGUCUGCCCCCCCCGGUCUCCAUCUCCCACCAAGAUGCGAAAGAAGGAGAGGGAGAAGAUGAGCACAGACCCACAAAACCAGGAAAUUGCAGAGUGUUCGAUGCCACUCGCCCCUCCAUCAAUCUCAAUUCUCCUCCAUCCCGCUGUCGUUCGUCCUCACCAUCACUUCAUGCGGAGAAUGGACGGAUCAGAGGACGCGGGGAAGGAGGGGCAGGUGUCCAUCUGUUUUUUCACCAUCACCAGCUGACAUCUCACAGGGCAUCAGUCUGCCCUUCAACCCUCUCCUCCCUCUCUCCUCGGCUCCCCCACCCUCCUCUCAGAGCACUGCUGUAACAGUUAGGUCAUGCUCAGAGAUUUCACUGUAUAAUCAGGAUGAUCAGCAGAUUUAGUUCUUUUUCUGUCAUUUGUUUGUUUAAUGUCCUUUUUGUUCUUGUGCUGUAUGAAGACAUCUAUAGAGAGCUCUCAGUUUGACAAGUUCAAUUAAAAAACACUUUUGAUAAGA